This is a messenger RNA of Mesorhabditis belari, 594 nucleotides long. The record is from the annotation of a GenBank genome assembly. Lineage: Eukaryota; Metazoa; Nematoda; Chromadorea; Rhabditida; Rhabditidae.
AUGAAGAUAGAAUUCGUUUUCUUGCUUGUGGCUUCAUUGGCACAAAUUGUGACAGCAGAUGAAGAAUGGAUUGACGAGUGCAAGAGGCAGAGUGAAAAAAUUGUCAUUCAUUCGGCUGAUGGCUACUGGAAAAACUUUUCGAGCGAUGUGACGUCUUAUCAACAGGAUGGGGUCUAUCGAAAGUUCACGUGCACUGCUGAUCCAGGCCAUUUCGCGUUUGUUCGAAUAAACGGCCAGAUGGAUUCACCGUCAGACACAAAAACUAUCGAUUGUGGAAAGAAGCGUAAAUGGUUGCACAAAGGUGAAGUCGUUGACACUGUUGGAUGCUACACGGGUCCACGGGCAAAUUGGAUCCAAAAGCCCGAAGAAGAGGAAAGGAUUCGAAAUUGGAUGACCGAGAAUCAAGGAACUGUAGAGGAUCAAAAGGAUUGGACAUGGGGCAGCACCCAGUAUGAACAACAAAAGAAAAUGCAACGAAUGGCCUCGGAAAUCCAAAAUCUUUUGGUUAACACCGAUCAUAUAAUCAGAAAGCAAGUCGCCGUUCUACCGGCAGACUAUGAAUCAGUGAUUACUUUCAAGAUGGUCUCAAUGGGA